UUAAAUGUUUAACUCGGCAUUUAGAAAGAAAUGUUCAGGAAAUAUAUAGAAACAGUGUAGCCAAAUAAUUGAUAUGAUAUAUCAAUGUUAUGAUAUCGCAGUGACAAAUUUCCAUGUAGCUAAAGUUAUAUUGAUAUAAACCAUGUAAAAAUUUUAUAAGUUUUUAAACAAUUUAUAAUAUUAAUAAAAAGUUUAAUGUUUAGAGUAUUAAAAGUUGACUCUAUCUGAAAUAAUAUUAAGUAACUUAUGAAUUAUUUAACCAGUAGAACAUAUAGAAAUAUAAAAAAUAUGGCAAAAAUCUAAAAAAAUUGUAUAUAUUAUUGUACAGACGAUAUUACUUUUCAAGAGAUUAUAGCCGUGUAAAAAAUUUAUAUAUUUGAUAAAUAAGAUGUAUCCUGUUGGGGAAGGAGUGCUCCCCACGUUAAGACACUUGGCACAGAGACGCAUUCUUCUUGACUUCCUUUCAACCCAACCAUUUGGCUAUAGUCCAGCUAAGCACUCUUUUCACGAGUUUCCACCCCCCACAAUGUGGUAUAGUGGUAAGCAACCGGAUUAUUUUAAAAACAUAUCCGGCCCAUCCAGACAAUGACACUAGUAUAAGUACUUAGAAGUUGGGGUAAUUAGGCCGAAAUCUAGCCAUAUCGAACGUAUCACUCCGAUACCGUAUUGGGACGGCUCCACUUCUUUAAAUAUGCUCAAUUAACUGGUAAAAUAAAUAGGCGUUGACAACCGAUAGAGAAACAACUAUUAAAGCAGUUAGUGUUAUCUUCUAGGUGUCAGGGGGUAAAUCGAAGAAAUUUAACAACCGCUUCCGUGCCAGAAAUUAAGGAAAGAAAACCGGAUAGAAAAAAAUCCGUACAGUCGUAGAUCGUAUAGCAAAUGAUGACUAUUUUUAGUAUCGAGUUUUUAAAACCGAUCUUAACUUUUUCUCUCCCCCUUGUUUUGUUUUGUGGGGUGCAUCGGUUGCGCGCGCAACCAAAGGCGAGGCGGUAAAGCCCUGCUUGAUCUGGUUGUAGUGAUGUGCUGAUGUAGUUUGGAGAUUGCUUGUGUCUGGUUAGAGUUGGAUAUAGUUCCACGUGUUGGGCCAUUACUGUUAUGGAAUGUCGUUCGAUGUGUGUGGGACUAAUAUUCGAUACUUGUCAAGGAUUGACGAAUGUGUAUAUCUGAAAUAAAAUAUCUAAAUGGUGCUACAGAGAUACUUAUUUUCUCUGGCAAUUGGUAUGGUAUUUAUUUUUCAAUUCAUACAACUAGAAGGAAAAUCUGCAUCAUCUCUAUCAACUGAAUAUCAGAAUAAUCAUAAUGGAAUUGAUAGCUGCUAUAAUUUUAGUAAAGGAAAUGAAAAGGAACACGAAUUUUUCUCACCACAUUAUCCAAAUAACUAUCCCAGUAAUAUUAGGUGUACACGUCAAAUAAAAGCCGAGCCCGGAUAUAUAAUCAAAUUGCAUUUUAGAGACCAUUUUCAUUUGGAAGACUCGGAAAAUUGUGAAUAUGAUUAUUUGGAAAUUCGCGAAGGACCACACGGGUAUUCAACUGUAAAAGGCAAAUACUGCGGUAACACAUUCCCUAAAGAGAUCACAUCAAAGGGACAGUAUCUAUGGUUAGAGUUUCGUUCCGACGAUAGCAUCGAGUACAAAGGAUUUAAAGUUUAUUAUGAAUUCUAUGAGGCUAAAGGCGACGGACCAGAUAAACAAAACUGCUAUAGUCUUUUCGGAGGUAUACAAGGUAAUAUUAAUUAUUCUUCCAUAGACGCAAAUUUAAUUAAAUAUUCGAAUGAACAUAAACAACCGUUAGAUUGCGUAUGGGAAAUACGCGUAACUCCAGGAUAUCACAUAGCGAUCAAGUUCCACCACUUCUCACUUCCCGAACCAAAUCAUUGUGACGUUAACAUGUUCGAAAUUUAUAACGAAUCCCUGAGUAGUAGUGGAAUGCAAGGAAAAUUCUGUGGCACAAAAGCAGAUUCGAAAACUAUCGAUCGUAAUGUGGCCUAUGUCCGGUUUUUUGGUUUACCUUGGAAAUAUUUAAAAAAGUCGAAGAAACAGGGGGUUGAGUUUUUUAGUUUAGUUUAUACUGCUCAAAGACCCGUGCAAUCAAAUGGAAAAACUUGUGAUCCUAGCCUUGAAUUCGAUUGCGGAGACGGUUUUUGUAUACAUAGCUCUUUGGUUUGUAACGGAAUAACGAAUUGUAAAUAUAAAUACGACGAAGAGAAUUGCGAAGUAGGUUUGUCGCUUGCAAGUGUCCUAUCUUCACAACAAAUGAUCAGUAUUUUAAUUGUGUUCAGCAUUAUGAUAUUAGGAAUGUGCAUAUCCUUAUCCAUAUCUUGUUAUACAAAAGUGAAACAGAGACAAGAAAAAGAACGCGAGUACAGAGAAAGACGUUCUAAAGAGGCAUCAGUGGAAUGUAAUCUCGAAUCAGGUAACGAGAGAGGUGUCGAUCACGUGCAAAAUACCGAAAUCGGUUCACGCAGGAAAGCCGCCAAAUGGUUACAAGACGUAGACGAAGAAAACGGUUGUUAUGUGCCAGAAGUGGAUUUAAGUGUUUUCCGCAAACAGCCGAACGGUGGUGACACCAUUCCCCACACCGAAGAGACAUCUUUCGACUCUGGUACUUAUCCAGUACCCAUCACAGAACCAAAGAGACCUUUCAUGCCUCCCUCGUAUUCUGAAGUAGGAGAAUUGCCUCGCUCCUCUCCUCCUCCUCUACCCCCUCAUCGAGGUAGGGACUCAUUAUAUUCACGCUCAUCCAAGCCCCUCCCCGAUCCUCCCGUUCAAGGACCCUUAAAUAGGACGGUACCAGAACCUUCGGUACAUAGAUCAGCUCAGGAACGUUACGAGCAACCUCCGGGUCACAGAACGGCACCCGAACGUCCCCCUUUUAGUAGGGUAACUCCCGCGCAAAACAGGCCACCACCCACACCCAUGCACAGGGCAUCCGUCGCUCAAGAAGAGGACGACGACGACGACGACGACGAUCGAUCUCCUCAUCAAAUUCGAGCUCAGGCAGUCAUCGAAGCAACAAACGACGGAUCAAGGGCAAGAAGUUUCGAAUCUACGUCAUCGGCACCCGACGUCAUAGUCAAACGCUGAGGUAACAAUGAUCCAAUGUGGCCACUAGUCGAUAUCUGUUUAACACACACACAUAUACACACACAUACAUACACGGAGCUAUUUUUUUGAAGCUCGAUCAACACAAAUGUUUUUUUUGGAGGAAAAAACAUAAAAAGUCCAUGUUCAUUCUUGCUUGUGUUCUUUAAUUUCCUGAUUGAUCAGCCUGAUAUUGCUCAAAAUAUACAUUUUAGAUGUGAGUAAAUUUUUUUUUUUUUGGAGAGAAACGCUGUGAAUCGAAGUCUUGAUGAACCAUACACAUCAUCCACCUUUUUUUGUCUCUGGAUCAUCAUAGAAAAUUUAGUACGCACAUGUUUAAUAGAUAAAACUUCAGCGAAGAAGAAGAAUUAAAAAAAAAUUGUCAUUUUCUACUUAUUAUAUUGAAGGACUCCCGUUAUACAUUUUAGGAAUUAAUUUUUUGGAAUGUCCAGUAUUGUUUUUUUGUGUGAUACACGGAAAAAAGAAUAGGAAAAAAAAGAUGUAUUGUUUGUUGUAUAUAUACAUAUACAUAUAUUAUUUUUUCCUCGUUUAAUUUUUGAGUCCCAGUUAACGUCCCUAAGAUGUCUUCAAAAUGAAAUCUGCCUUAUUAAAGUGAAUGAUAUGUCAUGUUCGGAUGUUGGAUAAUGUGGUUUGUUUUACAACAGUAAGUUUAUAUGGUAUUCCCAGAAUGAUCAAUAUACAUCGUGUUUCAAGGAUAUUAGAAUUGUUAUAGAUAAAAAGAUUUUUUAAUAUUUUCUGUAUUCGUUUGUUUUAUUUCUGCAAUAUCUUUUCAUUCGUCACAAUGUUCGUUUGCAUCCCACAAUCUGAAUCCGGGAUGCGGAGGAUCCGGGAUCGAAUUCCGACCGGAUGAUUUGAAAUCUUUAUGGACUGAUUUAACUCGUAUAUAUCGGGCCUCGUUCUGUUGUAGAUCUGGAAAACGUGUUUGGCGUGAAGAAAAGGCCUUUUAGUGCUGUCAGGGGUGGCCAAAUCUUAUCACGAUAAGAACCAUACCGCGUAUCAGAAAUACGUGAGAGUCGUAUCCUAUAUUGGAACCUAUAUAUAACGUAUAAUGUGUGCGUGUAUAUAGGGUAAUAACACCCAAGUCCGAUCCGCCUACCCCUAAGUAAUAAGGGGUAGAGGUCUGAUAUACAAGAGGCUCAAUAAGGAUCUAGAGGAACCAGUUUGGUCACCAUGGGAAUAAAUCGUAAAGUUUCUGACGAAAUAACUUAGUUUUAAACAGUUAAAAUAAAAUUUAAAUAUAAGAAUUCAUGUUCGAUUUAAAUAAUACGUCGAAAAACCAAAAUAAUUUGACGAAAUUUAUAAUUUUUGACAGCAUACUUCGAAGAAAAUAAUGCAAUUAGUACUCGAAUUUGUAUAAAGUAGACAUUUGUCCUACAUACCAUUCAACGUUUGUUUUUCUCAUAACCUUUUGGUUUUUUUCUCUUCAUUCCUAAAACUUUUUGUCCUUGUAUAACUUGGCAUAAAUAUACUUACAAGAAUUCUAGACGUGGUUCUCUUCUGAAUAUAGACAUACCAAUUU
Messenger RNA from Centruroides sculpturatus (bark scorpion), 4620 nucleotides. Its product is annotated as neuropilin and tolloid-like protein 2. Bases 1182 to 3083 code for a protein of 633 amino acids. The transcript has 9 exons. The record is from RefSeq and is a predicted model, not a curated record. NCBI's taxonomy places the organism in Eukaryota, Metazoa, Arthropoda, Arachnida, Scorpiones, Buthidae. Gene Ontology annotation, molecular function: protein binding.